This is a messenger RNA of Symbiodinium natans, 1461 nucleotides long. The record is from the annotation of a GenBank genome assembly. NCBI's taxonomy places the organism in Eukaryota, Dinophyceae, Suessiales, Symbiodiniaceae.
AUGGGCAACUUUUGUGGCGCGCCCUGCGCGGACCACGGCCAGGCCAAGACGGCUAAGAUUCACGCCCUGCCUCUCUCUUGCAACGCCAUGUCGCCGGUCCUCUUUGCCCAGGACAUGGGCAUAGGUGUGUUUCAAUUCUGCGACCUCAUGGCGGGCGCGCACUUGAAGCCCGAGUUCUUGGCGAAGAACCCGUUCCACACCAUCCCGACGUAUGAGGGCCUGGAUGGGUACACCCUGGGGGAGUCCAACGCAAUCUUGCGCUACAUGGCCGUGAGGUACGCGCCCCAGUACUAUCCCUUAGGGGACCCGAAGAUGUGCGCGCGCAUCGACUGGGCCAUGGACGCCAUGAGCACCUCGGUGUACCAGAAGUGGCUUCAGCGGACAUAUCCCAUCUUAGGCUUCGGAUCUCAUCCUGCAGACCAGGCGAAGGCGAACGAGGAGCUCAACGAAGUUCUGAGCUGCUUCAAGCAGGCCUUCAUCGGUGAGGGGAAGUACAUCUGUGGUCACACCCUCACCAUCGCGGACUACAAGGCGAUGCCCUAUCUCCACUGCGCCAUGCAGCCCACGAUCAAGCAGAAGUCUGGCAUUCAAAUCGACUCAUGGUUCGAAAGUUAUGUGAAAGACUGCAUGGCUGCCAUGCCAUCCUCGGCCAUGCUUAAGACGGCCGACGGCUAUGGCAUGGAGGAGUUCCUGGCCACGAAGACGGACCUGCCCAACUACCCUGGCUCCAUAGUCACCUGCGGCACAGGACCGACGUGCAACGCCAUUAAGACAGGUGCAGCCAAGGCUGACGAGAAGGCAGCAAAGAUCCAUGGCUUGCCGUUGUCUCCGAACUGCGCCGGGGCGCUGAUGUUAGCGCAGGAGACGGGCGUCGGCGCGAUGCAACUCUGCAACCUCAUGGAAGGUGCCCACAAAACCCCUGCCUACCUCGAGAAGAAUCCGUUCCAUCAGGUGCCAACAUACGAAGGCUCCGAUGGGUUCUGCCUUGGAGAGGGCAAUGCUAUCCUGCGCUACAUCGCCUCGAACUACGCACUGCAGUACUACCCCGGUGAUGCCGAGAACCGUGGCAAGAUCGACAUGGCGAUGGACCUCUUCAGCACCGGCAUCUAUCAGAAGCUGGCGGUCAGCAUCUGCUACCCAGUCUUCGGUUUUGGUUCUCCUCCAGCUGACCAGGACAAGGCCAACAAGAGCGCCAGCGAGGCCCUAGAGGCGCUAGAGAAGACCUUCUUCAAGAAGGGUAAGUUCCUGGUUGGGCAACAGCCCACCAUUGCGGAUUUCAAGGCCCUUCCUUACCUCUUUGCCGCCAACCAGCCGGCGGUCAAAAGGAAGACAGGCUUCACUUUGCCACCACGUUUCAUCACAUACGUCAACGACUGCCUGGAGGCAUUCGGUAAGAGCAGCAGCUUGCUGACGUCGGCUGGCGGGCUCAGUAUCAAAGAGCACUUGGCCAAGAAGGAGUGA